AUGACUUCGGCGCAGGAGGUUCAGUCAUUGCUGCGAUUCUUGUCGCAAGAUGCCAAACUUCCGCUCGCGCAGGCAAUGGGCAAAGUCAAGAACCUUCAAGCAGCCAAGCUCGUCACAGCAUCCGACCUAUCAAAGGCGGACUUUGAGAGCCUCAAGACCGUCUUUGGAGACGAGAAGGUAGCGCGACAGGUGCUAAAUGCCGCAAAGCGAGCCUCGAAAAAGCGCGCAUCAAGCGAUGCUUCAGCCCCAGUUCCAGCACCAUCGCCAAAGAAGGCGAAGCCGAUGCCCAUGUACGGACAGCCACUCAAUCCUACCGAGUUUGAAGCAUCGCUUGCGCUCCCAGAGGCGGACUGUGACGAGGAGAAGCUCAAGUCUGCAGUCAUCUAUACAAACAGAGCUCCGCUAGUACUGGCGUUUGCAUGCACUUUGCUUAAAUACACCAUGCCCGAACAGCCAAUCUCAAGUAGGCUCAGCCUCGCCCAAGCAGUCACCUCCAUGAACAGUAAGAACAAAGCCAUCCACGUUGGCUUGGAUACUGGACAAGCGGCCGAAGAUGAAGGAUGGGGCGAAGGCCAACCAAUCAUGCGAAUCAUGACUAGGGAUGUUCGCGUCAUGAAGAGGUGGGGCUAUGAGUGGGAGGAAGAAUCCACGCAAGGGACGCUUACGGCUUCAACACAAGAAACGCUCAAAUCUUCCCAGGAGACACUUGUGGAAGAAGCAAAGGCGAAAGAUCCCGCGCUUUGGGGCGUCGAUCUAGAGGCACUCAAGAAGGCCAACCAACCUGGAGCAGGCGGAUCAUAUAAAGGGGCAACAAGUCAAUUGCCCAUCUACACAGCCCAGUCAGCCAGAGCUUAUCUUAUGAAGGCAUUCGAGACUCCAAAAGUAGAAGGAACAGCACCUGCGAAGCGAACAAAUACUGGGAUAGUAGCGGAGAAGGAGCGCAAUCUCAGUCUCCUACUAGGUGCUCUCGAGCUCUUGUACCAAUCAUGGGCUGAUGUUCUGAGCAGCGAAACCCUUAAUAAUCGCGCUUGGGGAUGGUAUGUCCGCGUGCGCCCAGAUGUAGCACAUGGAGCAGCUGGAUGGGGUGGCAAGGGAAAUGUCAAGUUGUCAGACAUCCUCGAGCUGAGGCGGCCUGCUGGAUAA
This is a messenger RNA of Cucurbitaria berberidis CBS 394.84, 1143 nucleotides long. RefSeq lists its product as uncharacterized. The transcript has 2 exons. The coding region runs from base 1 to 1143 and encodes 380 amino acids. The record is from RefSeq and is a predicted model, not a curated record. Lineage: Eukaryota; Fungi; Ascomycota; Dothideomycetes; Pleosporales; Cucurbitariaceae.